AGCCUGUGACUGAACUGCUCCUUUCAUCCGAACGCGAAGCUUCACCUCGCGCUGCGCCAUGAAGCUCGCAGUGCUCCUCUUGGCGCCGGCACUUCUGGUGGCGGAGGAAUGCGAGCAGAGCACACUUUUGCAGAAGAACCUGGCUGCUCUCAAGGAGCUGAAAGAGAACGGGGUGGACACCAAGGAGGGCAUCCCGGGCUUCAUGGCUCAGAUGGGCCUCAACAUGGCCGUUACGACGCUGCAAGACGCCGCGGACGCGGUGGACGCCGAGGUGAAGUCGUCGAAGAAGUCCUUGGGCAAAAGCUUGAGUGGCAAGUUCAACGUCAAUGCCUGCACAAAAGACAGCAACAAGAAGCUGAGCCACGUGUUUAGUGCCCUGCAGUCUGAGUUGGAGAAGGGCGUCAAGACUGUCAAGGCGGGCUUGUCCACGGUGGGCCUCUCGUCCUCUUUGACCCAGUUGCAGGAUGCCAUGGAUACCGCCACCUCGCUCGUCAAGGACAUGAAGAGCGCCUGCAAGCUGCCAGUCCCGCCCCAGGACUCCGACGUGGCGGCCUGCCAAGAGGCCGGCGAGACAGGACACACGAAACUGACGAAUACUUUUGAGGAGUGGAUCAGCUCCGCGGCGAACGAGCUCCUCACGAAGGUGAGCUCCUCCGACAAGGCGUCGAUGCGGAAGUACAACAAGCAGAAGGUGCCGGAGACCACCAAGAUCGUGGAUGAUAUGGGCCAGGGCGUUCAGAAAUUGAUUGAUGGCAUUGCCAAGAACCUCUCCUGACGAAGUGUCAGAUCGCCCGGUGGUUUAUUGAUUCCAAGCGGCAAAUGACCGUGUUAGUACCAUCAGUGGGCGGAAAAUCAGCGGCAGAAAGCGCAAGAUGACUC
Durusdinium trenchii is the source of this 879-nucleotide messenger RNA. Lineage: Eukaryota; Dinophyceae; Suessiales; Symbiodiniaceae. The record is from the annotation of a GenBank genome assembly.